Molecule: messenger RNA, 11578 nt
Organism: Paramuricea clavata
Lineage: Eukaryota; Metazoa; Cnidaria; Anthozoa; Malacalcyonacea; Plexauridae
Source: the annotation of a GenBank genome assembly
CGUAAAUGGCGGCCAAUACGGAAUUUCAUGAUUUAGCUGCUAAUUCAAAUGAAAACCAGCCUCGUCCAGAAAAGCGGCAAAAACUUGAUGAAAACAUACCUGGUCAGUGUAAAGAAAAACUGUCAGAUAGUAAAGAAAGCGAGAAAUCAUUAGACAUACAAAAUACAGCUGAAAAUCCUCGCAAAUCUGGAGUUAAUAAAGGCACGAGAACGCAUCGUUUAGAAUGUGAUGUAGGUAUCACACAAUACUGCAGUACACAUGAAGGUUUCUCUGGCAUAUUAAAGCAGAGAUACUCAGAUUUUCUUGUUAAUGAAAUAAACCUUGAUGGAAAGACUGUUCAUUUGACAAGUACAGAAUUACCUGAAGUAUUUGUUCAAGAAGAAAUUGAGAAUUCAGUUCUACCUUCUGAAAUGCUUCAAAAACUGCAAGACUUCGUCAAUAGUGAAGAUACCACAUCCAAGCUAGUGGUUGCUACAGAAGAUGACAAGGAACAGAGAACACUGAUACAUCGAGAGAUCAGACAAAAGUUUCCAAUCUUAGGUAAUUUAAUACUCAAAUUAUAUGCACCUAAGAUUUAAAAAAAAUAAUAGUAAACAUUAAGUAGAAAGCAUCAAAACUGCAUGCCCAAUAUCUCAGUUGCGUGAUACAAACUUUCCACACUGGAAACGUUUGGGGUCCAUAAACCUAUUGGUGUAUAAUUUGAGUAUUUAAUUAGCAGUGCGCCAAGAUGGGGUGGGGCGGGCAAGUUGCCCUGGGCUACCAGUGCAAAAAGGGCCCCCAAAGCAACAAAGACCUAACAAGAAUAUACAUCCUGAGCCAUUAUGAUGUUGUUAUGAUGUUGUAGGGCCCGCUGGGAAACUUUUGCCCAGGGCCCCCUACGACCUGUCAGAGGCCAGUAGGACCAUGCCCUGGUGAACUUGAUUAUCUUGAACUUAAUCCCAUUUCCCAUGGUUUUGCCCAUACUAUGUACAGUAUAUUUCAAUCAUUUUUACUUGGCUAUACUAUGCAACGCUACCUUUUCGGGAGACCUAUGCCACUAUUUUGAGCCCAGCUACAGUAGUGGUACAUAUAAAUUAUGUAAAAUAAUAUUAUUUUAUGAGGUUAUGCAAUAACAAAGGUUAACAGCUAGGGAACCAAGCCUCAUUACGUCAGCACAUCACAUGACCGAAAAGAGGGCCAAGCGCGUAUGUAAUAAGAGCUUGACCGCGCAUUGGUGGUAUUGGUAAUCAUUGUGCACUAUAAGCAUAGAAAACGUAUCAGAAACAAAGUUUUUUUCCUCCUCUUCUUUCAUAUUUCCACCAAUUGUUAAUUGGUGUGAAGGUCUUGCCCGGUGUGGAUAUACACUCAGAGUAAUAUCACAAGCGUCAUAUUCACCUGAGUACAUUACACCAACACAGAAAAAUUCAUGAUUAUUAUUAGAUAACAUUGAUAUCGAAGGAACUAGAUUCUGUUCCGAAAUAUCACAUACUCGAACCGACCAGACCGCGUAGCUCAGUUGGCAGAGCAUUGGGCUAGUAUUUCAAAGGUCGUAGGUUCGAAUCCCACCGUGGUCAGGCAUAUUUUUCAAGCUUGCCCGGUGUGGAUAUACACUCAGAGUAACAUCACAAGCAUCAUAUUCACCUGAGUACAUUACACCAACACAGAAAAAUUCAUGGUGUGAAGGUGUUGACCCUGCGGGGGUGGUCUCCUCAAGGUACCACUGGCAUGGAUCCGAGUCCAAGUAACAGUAGUGCCAGUAGUCGUCCCAGGCCAGGUCACUCGGGCUAACACCUCACCAUCCAAACGGAUAAGUAUGGUGAACGAAGGUGUUAACUUACUCUUUAUACUUGUAAUUUUGUUCAUAACUGUAACGACCUGAAAUAGAUAAAUUUCGAGCAAUUAGCCUCUCUCAGGAUGACAAAUAUCUGCCACUUUUGGGUGGCAUCUAAUUCUUGUUAACCAAUGCUGCCAAUGCAGACAAUUAAAACAAUGUGAAAAGCAAUUUCUCAAAAUGAACUAACCAUUUACAAAGAAAAUUUACCAUCAUUUGUCCAAAAAAAUUAUAAAAAGUCCAUGUGGACUUAUCUUGCAGACUUCGGCAGAAAAUCCACCCAAAAAUGGCGGUGUGAGAAAGGCUAAUUAGGUCUGAUUUUGCAGUUUUGUUUAUACUGUAUCUUUCAGGUAGUAAGUUACAACCAAAGCACUUGUCUUGUCAAGGGUUAGUUAUAUAUGGGUUGAGCAACCCAUCCUGAUUCCCAUGCCUUGUGUUGAACAGUUAAGGUGGCUCCCUACAGUUAUUAGUCGAAUUUGAAGUUGAUUUAGUCAGACGUCAUUCUCGCGUCGUGUGCGUGCAAAAUGUGUGGCCUUUUUGACACAAGCCGGCGAAAUCAUUUUCGAGUGUUUAUCUUGAAAAGGACAACACCACUAUUUUUUCAAUCAUACGUAGUUGACAUUAUAAAGUAUGUAUGUUGUUAACCAGUUUUUAAACUUUUUUUAGUAUAUUUUUCACGUUUUAACGUUUUACGUUUUUUUUUAAAUGUUCAAAAUCUUCGACUUGUCGAAAAUCGAUACUACAGUGAAAUAUAAAUAUUAUUGUAGUACUUCAUUUUUUGAAAGGCUGGACUACAAAUAACUAGUAUGUCACUGAAAUAUUUAUUUGUGUAAUAGUUAAUAUCAAUAGUUACUAGCUCUUCGCAUUCAACUUGACUCGUCAGUGUUUUAUUAAUUAUACUGAUAAAAGUUGAUCCUUCAUGAAACAAAUCUUAAGUGAAAAAAGUUUUAUAAAAUCUUGAAUGGUCUGAUUUCACAACAACUCAGAGACUACAACUCAACAAGUGAAAAAAAUAGGGCAAAAUAGUUUUUUCAUUCUUACCGUUUGAGAUAUACUGUAUUUUCUGUUUUCAAUAAUCCCAAACAAAUCACAUAUAUUGUGGAAGUCAAAAUGAAAACAAUUGUCAAUCCACCACGCGUUUACAGACAGAAAGUACACAAAAUAUUACUCCCAUGCGUGGAAAUAUUCUCGCGGGAAAUAACUGUAUUUUUCUCGUGUUUCAUUCGGUGAAAACUUUUUAAACUUUGUACACUGUACAUCAAUCAUAAAAUGCAUAAAAUAUGCGAGUUUAAAAAAAUCGUAGGAGCUGAUAUUUUUUAUUUUGAAAAAAACCCGGUUUUUCGAGAAUAAAAAAAUUGGCUUCUACAAAACUCUUAUUUGAAGUAACUGUACAUUAUCUUCGUAUGUACAGAAAAUAAAAACGUUUCACUGAAGGAAAUUUAAAAAAUCAAAGAAAGAAUGCAAAAAUACGAUAUUUUUGAAAUUAACUUGAUGGCAACGAGAACAUUCAAAGACAUUUUUAUAAUUUUAUUUUUCGUAAUCCUUAGUAUUUACGCAAUGUUGUGUGCGAGUUUCGUGAUCAUAUCUUGCAAACUGAGGAAAUAAUGGAUCUUAAAGCACAGUUGUGCGCUACAGUAUAACGUUAAAACUGUAGGGACUAGGGAGCCACCUUAAGCUACAAUGCACUCUACUUUGCCAUGCAAAUCUGCAAGGACUUAGUGGUUUCUUCUUUCUCUUUUGCAGAAAGUGACACUGCUGAUGUUGAUGGUCAUAAAGUUAUCCGAGCGUUUCAUGCAAACCUAUCAGAUAACAAGAGAAGACGAAAGAAUGACUGGCCAAAAGAUCGUGGAGAAUAUUGCCAUUUAGUUGUGUAUAAAGAAAACAAAGACACCAUGCAAGUCAUCAAUUUACUUGCAAAAUGUUUGAAAAUCAAGCCAGAUAGAUUUUCCUACGCUGGAACUAAAGAUGGCAGAGCUAUCACUGUACAAAGUGUUUCAGUUUUUCGCAUUGACGCUCGUCAUCUUCAAGGUCUGAACAAAGUACUAAAUAACAUCCGUGUUGGAAAUUUUGAAUUCAAGAAGACGCCGUUGAAACUUGGUGAUCUGAAAGGAAAUACAUUUGUUGUUGUGUUAAGAAAUGUUGGUGCAAGUGAUGAGCUGAUCACGACUGCAAUGUCUUCGCUGAAAAAUAUUGGCUUUAUUAAUUAUUAUGGUUUGCAAAGAUUUGGGUCAAGUAAAAAUGCUACUCAUGCAAUGGGUAUGAUGUAACUGAGUUAUCUAACCUUAUAUCUGUCUACAAUAGUCUGUCUUGGUUUGAAGCAUUUUUUAUCUUUAAUCGCACGAACCAUUGUAGGUUUAAUGGCACGAACUAUUGUAGCUUGUUAAGGGGAGACUUUUUUGUAUGUUACGUAACACGCGCUCAAAACCAACGAGCAUAAUAUACAACUUGCGGUUAUGACUGCAUUCAAAAUUUUUAUUUUUCGAUACGUUUCUCAAUCGGCACACAAACUUAAAAAGUAUAUUUAAUGCUUUAUCCCCGAGCCGGCGGCGCGAAGCGCCGUGCGAGAGUACUAAUUCCCCCCGGCUAUUUACUCCCGGGGAAACGAAAGCAUUAGCGGAGUCUAAAGUUCAUCAAAUAUCGCGGGCGUGGGUGACCAACCGUGGGUGGUCAUCUUCACUGAUCUCAAAUAUAUGACGGACUGUCAUGAAUAGCGGACACUGAUUGGUCCAAUUUAAAAUUUGCAUUAUAAGGAUUAUAACGACUGCAUGACGACAGCGAAAUAGCAAACAUUUCUUGAUUUGAUGAUUGAUGAAUUUUUUGUUCGCAUUUUUGCAAGAUUUUGUAAAUUUCAAAAGUUUUCUCAUAAAGAAAGGGCGAAAAGAAUCGGCUAAAGGAAGGGAGCCGACGUUAACGAAGGUAAGUUUGUUUUAAAUAUUGAUUUUAUAAUGGUUUCAAACCCGACGGCCUUUGCGUAUAUGAAACAACUAAACAAGACAGCAUAUAAUUUCAGUGUAUCUUUAAUAUUGAUUCCCUUUUUUAUUAUAUUGAAUUUUUUAAAUAAAAAAGAAAGCAAAGUUAUUUGCAAGCGAGAAUUUGAAAUCAUUUUAUUGCAAACUCAAAGUUUAUCGAUAAAGCCAUUUAAUUAUAAAAGGCUGUUUAGUUUUAUAAAGAACACUUUAAAACCUUUUUUCGAAGCGUUUGUGGUUGAAUUUUAUCUUAAAUUGAAGCCUAUAUUACGUAUAAUAACAUACCUAACAUAUAUAUGUUGGGAAAUUGAUAACUUUGUAAUUAAAAGUGAUAUUUUUAGGAGAUUUGUAAGAAUAUUCUUAAAAAAUUAUCGUGUUACCAUGACAACUGCUCUAGAUACUUCAUGUUCGGAAAAUACAAUGGUUUUGUCAGCAAGGCGAGGGUUUCUGCAUGCAUGUAUUUUCUAGUCUGUAAAAUAAUGCUAAAAUGAAGAGAUUUUAGAUGGUACACAAAGAGAAAAUUAUGUCUGAAGUCCAGUAAGUUUUGUGUCAAUUUCACAGCAUCAUUCAUAAUAGUAUUUUAAUUGACAAAUUUUUCCUAUUAGUUUAUGUUUCUCAACCGGCAAAUGGAUUUAAAAUGGUAGCUAACUGCAUAACCUAGAGAAUAAAAGAACGCACACUGUUACCCCGCAUUCAAUAUUUUAAUGUGAAACUUUUUUUCUUACGUAGGUUUAUGUCUACUGAAGAGUGAGUGGUCUGAAGCUAUUGAUCUCAUCCUUGGAUCACGAUGUGAGCAAGAUGAUGUGUUAAGCAAAGCAUACGAACAUUGGACAAAGACAAGAAAUCCAAAAGAAUCUCUGGAGAUGCUAGAGGGAAAGAAGUGUUUGGAAACAUUUCUUCUUGAAGGACUAUCGAAAAGCGGCAAAGAUCUUGUCGCGGCUUUGAAAGUUUUACCUCGAAACACAAGAUUGAUGUUCGUUCAUGCAUAUCAGAGUUACAUUUGGAAUGUUGUUGUGUCAAGACGAAUCAAGGUUUGUCACUUAAACAUUUAUCAAUGAAAUUAUUUUCCAACUACACAAGUGGUGGCUCUAUACUGGUGCAGUAGUCAGAGUAGCCUUUCGCACUGAUCAGUGUUGAUUAUGACAAUUUCACUUGGGUUUCACAAAUGUCCGAUCAACUGUGCAGUUGCUCGUACAUUGGCUGAUAAUGGUCGACCAGCUUUUCAAUAUUUACGUUUAAUUGACGAGCUAUCAAUAUGAUAGCUCGUGCUGAUCACUUCCCGCAUGAUCAAUCACAUUACGUAAUUUUUGGUAAGCGAACCCAAAGAUCCGUGCAACUGAAACAACUGAAAAGUUCUUGGCUUCAUGGAUAUUGUUCUGGAAUUUUCUGCGUGUCUGUUACAAAAAUCUGGUAAUGUGAUUUUGUUGCUUGUCACAGCGAAGCCAAGAAAAUGUUUGACAGUGCUCAUGGAAAAUGUCCGGCAGCGCCAGCAGCACCACUGCCAGGAAAUUUUUCACAAAAUAUUUUCGCAGGAAAUGUUCUUACACCUUGCAGGAAAUUUUUGUUAUAUAUACUGGAAUGCCAUACAAUUCACUUACUGUUUAAAAAUUCCAAAAGCAUUUUGCAAGUCGAGAUUGACGUUUAUCACAAUGUGCGGCUGCAUACGUUCUCUGAAAUCUACAUAUGCAGGAAGUUUUAUAUUUGACUUUAAUAAACAGGAAAUUUUUAUUUUUGAAUUUUGCUGCCAGGAAGAGAAAUAUAUUUCUAGGCCUGAUGUCUUGUGUUCCUUCUCUCGCUUUUAUGCUUUAUGAACAGUUAUAAUCAAAUAAUACAGUAUCAAAUUUUGUUUAAUCGGCCAAAAUGUCCGUGCAGAAUAAAGUUAAUCGGUUAUGUAGUGUUUUUGUAGGGCAAAUAGCCGAUUGCCGACCGUGAUAAUCCACACUGCAUCUGAUCGAUAUAUGAAACGAGUCAGUCAACACUCUACCGAAAGUCUUGGGUUUUCUCUGGGUACUUUGGUGUCCUCCAGAUAAUGUAGAGUACACACCCACUUACUUACAUACCAAUAUUACUCUGCAGGAAUUGGGUCUUGAGCCUGUUGUUGGUGAUCUGGUUUUUGAUAAAACAAAAUCAACCUCUUUAUUAGGUAAGACUUACAGUAAUGACACGUUCACACCAGUAAAUAAAACUUGUCAUAUGAAAACUUGUCAUAUAAAAUUUGUUGCAUAUCCACACGUGCACUUGGCAAAUAAAACUUGUCACAUAAAAACUUGUCAUAGAAAACUUGCUCGUCUGUAACCAGCUUAAGGUGUACAGUAAGUAACAAGUUGACGAUGUACAUUCAGUUUAUAAGACAGAGUCUAUAUACUGCAUGUAUAUAUUUGUCACAACCUUAGCGUUGAAAUCUCAACGAUAAAGAGACAAGGUACUGUACAAGGUAAUGUUUAAAUAUAAUUGAAAUUUGACGGCAUUGCAAGCCGCUCUUUCAAGCUAGAUAACUCAGGAAAAGUCUAUUGAAAUAAAUCGAACUUUGCUGUAAUGUACCGCAUGUUUUAACAUUAACAAACACUCGUAUUUAAUACUGCAUUUGGAGGGUAACUUUGUUUGGAGAAGGUUCUUCGAGGUGCGAGGUUUGAACCCCACCCCAUCUGAACCAUCGACCCAGUGUCUUUAUCAAAUGAUCAGGGAUGCGUCCAAGAGCUGUGGCCACGAAUUGACCAGAAUGGAGGUGGUGAGAGCAAACCAUACGAGUAUGACAAAUAAUGAGAAUACCCAACGUGGAAGCACGGAUGGCGAGAUACCGAGACAAAGCUUGAACCAGGCAACUUGGAACAGAACAACCGUGGUGAAAGGGAUCUGUUCUCGUGGUGAAAGGGAUCUAUUUUCGGAAUAGUUAAAAAUGAACAGCAUAUUUUAGUGAAUGUUAUCAAGGGCCAAGUGAUGCGAGUGGAGAAAGGUACAGUACUGUACUGUGCUGUACCGACAUUACCGGCACAUAAUACUCACUGACGCGUGGGAAGCAAAAAAAGCCGUACAACAUGUCUCGGAGAGGAUACGCUGCAGAAUGCACUGUUUGGAGCUGGGAAGCCAGGCUACAUGCGGAGAGGAGAGAGCGCGAAUACUACGCAGCAAACGAGCUAGUCUUGUGCAGUUGUGGAACCACGAGUGGAUUGAUAGACAGUGCCCAGGUCGAUAUUGAGAGAGCAAAACGUUGCAAUAUACUUGGAGAUGCAUGUGUGCGCCAAUCUUCGGGUGGAAUGACCAAGUCGCUAAUAACAUGAGAAGCCAUUCCAAUGCUAGAAAGCACGAGAAACCGAAGGUGAACGUAAACUAAAAUGCCAUUUGACUGGUGGGUAAUCAGCCCUGAGGUACCAACUGAGAGAGCAGGUCCAGGGGAGUAGGUUGAAUAAUUAAAUGGCAUCCAGGAUGAAGUGGCGGAGUUUUCUGUAAACAGUGUAGACAAUCACGACAUUUUCUUGACCAAGUCCAAUUGAAUUGCUCUAGAAAUAGCUAUACUUUUUGCCAAGAGGGAGGCCAAGUCCACAAACUGAGCCAACGUGAUAAGGGCCACCGUCUUGUAAAAGGAAUGGUAAGAACCCAUGGCCUACCACAAAGGAUUCAAGCAACUGUGAUAUCCGAGCUGACCUGAGGACCCAAACAAACCUGUGUGCUGUCACGUGUUUGGUUGAAGCUGAGCAGCAGCUGAUAAGUUUUCCUGAUCUCCAGACAGUGUCUGUGCAUGGUCCAUCGUUUGUGGCGGCAGUACACGGGCGGAAAUGGGCCGACAAAACAAGAUGGAAAUUGCUCAAUAUGGCUGGCGAGGACGAAGGUGUCGUUGUUGUUAACUGUGGAAGAAUUAUAGGCGGAUAAAGGGCGCUAGAGACCAGCUGCUGGAGCACAUUUGUUGUUUCAAACGAGCAGCCAGGCGUAAGAGAAGAUCCCAAUGCCGAUUAUGCUGACCACAUCGUUGCUGUAGGCACAUUAGUUACACAAGCAAUGGAAGUAAAUUAUAAGAGCGAGGAAGCCACGACAGACGAAUAUGAACGUAGAGAUUCGUUCGCCAUAACUGUGAUCGUCGCUAUGGUAAGCGAGGUUACAACACUUGGAGAUUCGCUGCUAAUAGCAGAAACAUGAAACUCGUAGUCUAAAGUGAUUUAAUGCAAUUGAUCGAUAAGCUUGAUGCAUAAUUGAUUAAAAAUAAAUACUAAACAGUGCCUAAUGUUACAGUAACUAUUUUUGUUGCAUAAAAUCAUUAAACUUUUAUUUUUCAGAUGAUCAAUUUAUUUUAAAUGAAUGUGUGAAGCUUUUAACUUCAGAAGACAUGAACUCAUACACCAUUCAUGAUGUGAUCAUGCCGUUGCCUGGUUAUGACGUCACGUACCCACGACACGCGGCAAGAGCGUGGUAUGAAGAACUGUUGUCACAUGAUGGUGUAGAUAUCAACAACAUGCGACAUAAAGUGAAAGAUUACUCUCUUUCCGGAGCGUACAGGUAUGUAUGUUCAAGAUUAUUUUUAUGUUGCAAAUGAUACUACUGUAAACCCUGCGGCAGUACUGGACACUUUGCAAAAUAUUGGGCGAAUGUAGGUUGUCAACAUAUUUUUGUCCUCUUGUUGCUGCAAGUGUCGUUUCUUUUGAAGCAAAAAUAAUGCGAAUUUGCUAAAAUAUACAGUAGUUUCUUUACGGCAUGAUGAGUUUUUCAUGUUUGCUUUGUUACAUAGUUUGUCAGCCAUCAUUCAGACUUUCAGAAAUUAUUGACCACCCACCCCCUUUUUAAUUAUGGUGUUUAUUGUGAAUUUUUGUACAUUUGUCAUUGUCGCUGGAGGCAAAGUUGGCAAGACUUUUUUGUAAAAUUAUGUUGCAUUCUACUGCACGAACGAAACUUCAGCCUUGUAGUACAAACAUUGAUUUCACAAACCUAUUGAAUUGAAAAGAUUCGUGAAUUUUUUCAUAAUUGGUUUAUUACAUACAGUAACACGCUGAAAUUUGCCUUUAAUUGCAUUUAAUGUACUUUCUAUUUAAGACAUGUGAUAGUGCGACCAGACCACUUGACAUGGGAAACAGUGAGCUACGAUGACCCGACAGUUUCAUUGGUCCAUACUGAUUACGACCGUAUGACGGCAGUUUCCGAGCCAGUGCCGGUGAGUGAUGGGCAGUACCAUGCACUUAAGAUGAAGUUUGAUCUGCCGUCAUCUUCCUACGCUACAAUGUUAGUACGUGAAAUUCUCAAAACUGACACUUCACCAAGCUAUCAUUCCACUCUUAAUAAGUACUAGUCGACCUUGCAAGUCGUUCGUUUUGGUUUAUCUCUCUAUCUUGAGUGUGAGAAAUAAGUGUACAGUGGGUCUCAAAAUAACUGCUCGGUUAAACUGUUGUCUAGGAGUUUUAGAGAAAAUUUGUUUUAUAAAUAGGUUUGUAGGGUACUCCUAUCAAAACUAGCACCCACGAAGCCCAUUUUAUACAUUUGUUGAUCUAUAAACCAGAAGCAGUUGCCGAAAAUUGCAACUAUAGGCCCUAUAGCAGGAGUCAAACCUGCGGUCCUGCGAUUCCGGUGCAGCGCUCUAACCAAUUGAGCUAUUGAUGUCAUAGUUUUAAAAAAGUUUUUCAAGCUAUAUGAGACUACAUAAAACUGAUAAAAGAGACAAAUACCGCGCAUUUUUUGGCUGCCUGUGGUUUGAGCGUUGCACUGGAAUCGCAGGUUCGAUUCCUGCCAGAAGGCCAAUAGUUACAUUUAUCGCAAUUGCUCCUGGUUAGGUGUAAUAAUUAUAAAAUUGACACUCGAAAUGGACCUAUUACCUAAUGAACAAAAUUUUGAUCUGGACAAGUCUAGCAAACAUUUCAUCACAAAAUUAGUAAUUAGUAACGUCGAAACGUUUCGUUGCAAAAUGUUGUAAAAUACGAAUAAUAUAGCCCUGCGAAGUUUGCCGUUUUUCAGCCAUUUAAUUUGUAUUACGCACGGGAAAUUGAUACCUCUUUCUGAAAAAGGUAGACUUGUCUAGAUCAAAAUUUUGUUCAAUGGGUAAUAGGUCCAUUUCCAUCAACAAAAACUCCUCAACAAUUAGUUCUAUCGAGUGAAAUGCCCAAAAUUUUGAUAUUUACCAUAACCGUAUUUACAACUUACUUUUUUAAACGGUUGAAGAACCAUGCCUAUCCACCGGAUCGGCCCAGAUCCACACAUCAUUUGAAACGGAUUAUAUUUCGCUGUCAUGAUUGUAAGACUCGUCUCUUUUUCAAGUUUUUAUAGUUGCGUUAAAAGCAGUAGUUGUUUGAGUAAUUAAAGAAAACGUUAUUGAAAUACAGUAGUGACGAUGAAGAUAUUUUCAUGUUGAACUGGAUAUUUUAUUUUCUACGUGUCAAAAUGACCAGGUUAUUUUGAGGCUGAAAAUAAUUCAUGACGUUUUGUUUUAUUUCCUGACCGUUAUUUGUGUCUGUGCGUUUGUAUUGCCAUGCAUACAUGUUUCUGUUUAUUUGAUGAAUUUCCAUGUAAAAUUAUUUGAUAUGAAUACCUAAUAUGCAUGAAGUUGAAGGUAUUAUAGAUGGAAAUUAUCGAGUGUAAAUUUAUAUACAUUUAUUAGACCUAACCAGGAACAGCUGCGAAAACUAUACGUCCUCUCGCAGGAAUCGAACCUGAGGUCCUGCGAUUCCGGUGCAGCGCUCUAACCAACUGACCUACAGAGUCCAGUUGUCGAGCUCUAACCACAAGUUUAUGUACAGUGUGUAUACUAGGGGACUGUCAUGUUAACGUAUAGGUACAUAUGCAUGUUUUUCUUCUGAAAUGAUUUGUUCAGGCAUGUAUGAACAAAUAA